AUGCUCCGUCAACCUCCUCCUCUUCGCCUCCCCGCGCGCUCUUUCCUCGCCGCCUUCCCGCCCCUCGCCAUCCACUGCGCCGCCCCCCUGCCACCGCUCUGCAACGCCCUGCCCCCCGCUCUCUCCCCGUGCGGCAUGGCAACGCCACCCGCCCCCUCGCCUUGGCCCGCCUCGCCGUCACCCGCCCCUCGCAGCGUCGCGCGCAGCCUUUCCACUGCCGCGCCUGCUCCGACCGCUGCUGCCCGCACUGCCCACCACGCCGCGCGCCUCGAGAAGCACGCCUGUCGCCCGCUCUCAUGCCUCGCUGCCCGCCAGUCCCCGCGCGCCCCUUCCCCCAAACUACGUACCUGUCCGCGCGGCACCUCCUCGCCCCGCGCGCGCCCCCCGCCAUUAGCAGCGCCCCACCCUACUCCGCGCGCUCAUGCUUCGUGGGCGCCGACUGGGGGAGCAUUGCGGGUAAUGCGCGAGGGGGGGCGGCCACGUGGGGAAGAGCGAGGUGGCGGAGGUAGGAAGGGGCAGGCGGCGCAGAGUGGUGAGGGGCUGGAAAGGCUGUGGAUGAGAGGGCGGCUGGUGGGUGCUCACACGGCGUACGGGCAGGCGAGAAGCACACAUGCGGUGACGGCACCGGGGGCAGGGAGGGAGAGCGACGAGGUGCAGCGGCCAAGGCAAGGGCAAGAGCAGGUGGAGCAGGCUCAGGAGCAGCAGGUGGGCGCAGCGGGGGAGGGGGGCCGGCCGGGGGGCAGGGAAGAGGCAUCGGCAGCAGCAAUGCCAGCAUUACGUGCGGAGGUGCAGCAGGCAGGAGCAGCAGAGGGAGCGUGGCAGGCGGGUGGUGGUGGGACCCUGUGUCAUACGCUCCCCUUCCCACUCGCGCAUUCCGGGCGCAUGGCUAACCUCACUGUCCUCAACCUAUCGAGCAAGAAGCUGAACGGGUCCGUGCCAGCUACCAUGGGCACAAUGACGUCUGUCAAGCACCUUGUACUCAGCGGGAACUCACUGCAAGGCACCAUCCCCAACACCUUCAGUCAACUCACCAAUCUCGAGCAGCUCAUCAUAAGUCAGAACAAGCUCACUGGGUCUUUGCCUUCCACCCUUGCAUCCCUUUCCAACCUUGUCGACCUGGUCUUAUGGAUCAACGAAAUAGCAGGGACACUCUUAGACAUGGCCAACAUGACCUCUCUCACAACACUCAACACAGGAGCCAAUCCGCUGACGGAACCCUUGCCGGAGGAGAGCAUCGGCAACUUGACCAACCUUCAGGUCAUGGAUCUCAGCUUCAACCAUCUCAACGGCACUCUGCCUCGCUCCAUCACUCAACUGCGCAAGCUCUCUUCCAUGUCAGCUCCCCAUGCGGCAAUACCCACGCGCGCGCCUACUCUCCUCCGCCCACUCGCUAGCCGCCGCGCCUCCCUUAUGCACCAACUGCUGCGCUACUCCGCGAAGCACAAGAAGCGCUCCCCCCUUCAGGCGGAGGGUGUGGCGCGCAGCUGCUGCAGGGGGGGCGGGGGAAUCGGAUGCGGGGGCGGCGCCGCUGGUGACCGCUGCGGGCGAUGGCAGCUCAAUCACUGCACCCUUCCCCCAUCGCACCCUUCCCCCAUCGCACCCUUCCCCCAUCGCACCCUUCCCCCAUCGCACCCUGUCUCCUUUCCCCGCACACUUCACUUCACCCUGGCUCACCCUUCCCCUACCUCACCCUGUGUGGAGCGGAGAGGGGAGGCCCACGGGCGCCCAUGGGCUGCCACUCCCACCCGUGAUGUCUCCGCCACUCGCUCCGGUCUCUUCCGCUCGCCCGUGUCAGGGGGGGUGGAGAGCGCCACAAGCGCCGACUGGGUGGGGCGGGCACAGUACGCACAGCUCUGCUCCAUGAUGCCCCGCUCGCACCACCGCCGCAGGGGUACCCCUUGGGAUCGCUCGUUGACUGCACCACUGACGCUGCCUGACAUCUAUUUUGUAGGCGGCUUUGGCACGUUGGCGUGGAUACACACGUCUGAGUAUAUGGCUGCCUCACCUGAAAUGUGA
This is a messenger RNA of Closterium sp. NIES-65, 2016 nucleotides long. The record is from the annotation of a GenBank genome assembly. Lineage: Eukaryota; Viridiplantae; Streptophyta; Zygnematophyceae; Desmidiales; Closteriaceae.